Molecule: messenger RNA, 1374 nt
Organism: Magnolia sinica
Lineage: Eukaryota; Viridiplantae; Streptophyta; Magnoliopsida; Magnoliales; Magnoliaceae
Exons: 6
Coding region: 550-1056 (168 amino acids)
Biological process (GO): nuclear-transcribed mRNA catabolic process
Cellular component (GO): nucleus
Molecular function (GO): RNA binding; 5'-3' RNA exonuclease activity
Source: RefSeq, a predicted model, not a curated record
UUGAGGGGUGACCAUUUUCAUCAGUGCAGCCAUAUUAAUACAAAUUUUACUCUUUUUUUUUUUACACCCACACACACCACAUGGGCACUCGAACCUCUCGGUGUUGAAGCUCACGUCUACCACUGAGGCAUGAGUAGGGACCCAAUACAAAUUGUACUUUAGGAUGGAUAGUGAAGGAUUUGUACAGUGAAUUUGAUGAUGCCUGGUGUUUGUAUACUUUCAUAGAAGUAUCACCCUACUAGAGUACUUACUCGUGUAUCAACCAUUUGCUCUUGGAACACUUGCGAUACUAGCAUACAAUGAGGCGAAGAUUCAUACCAUGCAGUGCAAUUUAACUGGAUAUGUUCUUUUCUUCAUUAGUUCGCUGUUAGUUCUUGUUGUAAGUAAUUUUUUCUUAAUCUCCGCCUCCAUUUGAUACAUCAUUUGCAUUUUCUUUAACUUUACCAGCAGUGUUUGAUUACUUCUGUUUGACUUUUCAAAUGGGUAAUGCUAUGGCUACUUAUGAUUGUAGUAAUUCGAAUCUUGCUUUCCCCAGAUUUGUCUUGAUUUAUGUUUUUGGUCAUGUUGAUUCAAGUUUUUAUUUUUAUUUAUAUCUAUAUUUUGUUGUUGAAGCAUGUAUGUUUCUGGAUCUGUUCAUCUAUUUGUACAUUUAGUUUUCCUAGCUUGAUUCUAUUACCACUUGUAUGCAUGCCAUCAUCAGCUCUUCAUUAUUACAUACACCUGAGAUUGAACAUGGAUCUAGGGUGGCGUGGCAUCAAGGUUAUUCUUUCUGAUGCCAAUGUGCCGGGUGAGGGGGAGCACAAGAUAAUGUCAUACAUUCGCUUGCAAAGAAAUCUACUAGGGUUUGACCCGAAUACACAACAUUGCUUGUAUGGGUUGGAUGCUGACUUGAUCAUGCUAGCACUGGCUAUACAUGAAGUGCAUUUUGCAAUUCUUAGAGAGAGAAUGUCAAAAUGGGAGAUGAUUGAGGUUGAUCCGUUGCCAAUUACUCAAUCUGAUAAUAGAUGCAAGGGCCAAUGUCGGCCUCAUGGGACUGAUUCAUUACCAAAGGUAUAAUCCGUGAGACCUCCAACUUAGAGAUGCGACAUUAUGAGGUUUCCCAAAGAAAAAGGGGAACGCGAAAGCUUCGAAUAACUUACCGGCCAUUGCAGUUGGAAUAAAACAAAAAGAAAAUGUGAACCAGAUUGUUGAAAAGGUAUGUAAGGCUUCAAGAGCUUUUCUCUAAGAGUACAAUUAUAUGCAAUAAAGCUCAUGUACAACACCACACAUGACAGCAUGUACCAUUGACCAUGAGCCAUGGUCUUUUGGUGAAGAGGUUUGUACCAUUGACCAUGAACCACCCUUUUUUCUUCUUAUUUUUAAUAACCAAGUACA